AUGCUAAAGAUCUCAGUCUCGUCAACGUUUUUGAGAUCGUCGCUCCGGAAGCUCAUGCUGCCCUUGACCAUACCAGUGCCUACAGGAGGCCUCUUCCAGCCUGCAUCUAUCAACACGGGAGCAUCCUUCUCUACUUUACCAAUACGUGGCUCAUUAAUUUCCAAAUCAGUGAUCAAGCAAAAAUAUAUCCGAUCCUCCUCUUCCUACUCUAUUCUUUCGACAGCAAGAAGGGCCAUUACACUCUUUUGUCUAACAUGUUUCGCUUUAAGUAUUCUUUCAGUCUCGGAUGCUGCUCCAGCAAAACAUACUAUAGCGCCCAAGGAAGUUGUCAACGCCAUGUCAUUCUCGAUGUCUGAUCCUAAUGCAUUGCCUCUUCAACUUCGGAUUGAGGCUCAGGUUGCAGGCAAACAAAAGCUGGCCUAUUUACCCACUACAGGUCCUUCUCUAGAUUUUUAUUAUCUCAAUUAUCGCCCAUUGUACCUUGCUGGAGAAUCCCAAAUUGAUUUCUGGAUGUUGACCCCUCAAGGUUCUCAACCUCCUAAAACUGCUUCCUUGGAGCUCUAUGAUGAAUUUGGCAAAAUCCGUAUAGCGACCUUGGUCCCUGAGGGCACUAAAGUGCCACAAGAGGAAGCUAGCAAGAACCAACCAUUUCUUUGGAAAUCUUGGAAAAUCCCAAAGACUCUAAAUGCCGAUUUUGAUUUUUCAGAAAAAUUCAGGAUUAUCUUGAAGACUUCGGACUCGAAACCAGUUGAAGCUUCACAACAACAACAAGUGGACAAUAGCGGUAACAACAACAACAACAACAACAACAGCAUGAAGAAACGGUUUGAUUCAUUGCUCGAGUUUUUAGUCAAAGGAAAGACAAGACAUAUCCUUGAUACCAGCGUUACUGCAAGUGGCAAUGACAGAUUCUCGUUGAAGGCCUCACCGCAAAAUUCUGCCGUCCUAUCCUCUAACCCUAAGGUCAUGAUCGUCCAGGAUCGCCAGUUCCGCAUCAAAGGCUUGCAAGCGUCUCCGGGUGGAAAGCCCAACCCCGCCAAGGUACAUGUCAAUAGAGUCGCAUCUUCUGACCCUGCUCCUGCUUCUGCCCCUGACCCUGUACCUGCUUCUGCCGCUGGAUCUUCUCUUACAUCUGUGCCUAGUUCGGAUACGAAGAAUAACAUCUCCAAUUUCAGUAAUAUCAACACCAUCAACCACAAUAACGACAGCAAUAACAACGCAAAACAAUCCUCUGCAGCUAAAACGGGGUUAUGCCUUGAUCAUGCCUGGACUGCAGCCGUUCUGGCAGUAUUCUAUAUUGCUGCGUUCUUUGAAUGGUAA
Lobosporangium transversale is the source of this 1320-nucleotide messenger RNA. RefSeq lists its product as hypothetical. The record is from RefSeq and is a predicted model, not a curated record. The transcript has a single exon. Lineage: Eukaryota; Fungi; Mortierellomycota; Mortierellomycetes; Mortierellales; Mortierellaceae. Bases 1 to 1320 code for a protein of 439 amino acids.